AUGGGUUUACAACUUGGGAAACUAAUCGGUGUCGAUUUUGCGAUCCAAUUUUUCGGUUGGAUCGUCUCAACGAAACUUCGAACAGAGAAAUUUUAUGAUUUAACAGGCUCAUUGACAUUCAUCUUAUUGACAUAUUUAAGUCGUAACGCCAAUGGACAAACUUUACGGCAGAAAAUUCAAUCAGCUUGUGUGAUGAUUUGGGCUUUGAGAUUGGGUACGUUCUUGUUUCGUCGAAUAAUGAAGCUUGGCAAAGAUUCACGUUUUGAUCGUAUGCGCAAUUCUCCAUUACGAUUAUUUUAUGUCUGGAUGAUGCAGGGUGUUUGGGUAUUCAUCACACUUUUGCCUACUCUUUAUCUUAAUCAAAAACGAGUGGAUAAAUCAUUGACAAAAACGGACUUCAUUGGCUGGGCUAUUUGGUUGUUUGGCUUCGGUUUCGAAGCUAUAGCCGAUCGACAAAAAAUGGCAUUUAAAAGUAAUCCAAGCAAUCAAGGAAAAUUUGUUAAUACUGGCUUGUGGAAAUAUUCAAGACAUCCGAACUAUUUCGGUGAAAUAUGUGCUUGGUUUGGAUUGUAUAUCGCCUCGUCACAUAUGUUGGUUGGAAACGAACGAAUUUUCGGCUUCCUGUCACCAGUAUUCGUAGCGUCGUUAAUCUCAUUCCUUAGUGGAAUACCGAUUUUGGAGAAAAAAGCGAUGAAAACAUAUGGAAAUGAUUCGGAUUAUAUUACAUAUCGAAAGAAAACACCGGUUCUUUUUCCAUUUGUUAACUUUCCUGCUAUCUAA
Molecule: messenger RNA, 780 nt
Organism: Adineta ricciae
Lineage: Eukaryota; Metazoa; Rotifera; Eurotatoria; Adinetida; Adinetidae
Source: the annotation of a GenBank genome assembly